UCCUCAAUACUGUCAGAAGGAACAAAAUAAUUGCUAUAUCCGUAUUAAUGCCACAACACACGCCCCGUCUAACAAUGUACUUUAAGGGUCCCUAAUACCGGAACAAUGGAAAUAGUAUACCUGAAACUACUGUCGCUUCCGCCUCCCCUCCCCUCGAGACAGGGCUGGGUUCCUUUCCUUCUACCUGGGCCAGACGCUCAAGGGUGAUAAUGGCGACAUAGCUGCUCGGACUUCAAUCUUAUUUCUUCUCCACUCAACGUCCCUAACCAUGAGCCAACCAACCCGUUCAAAUCGGGGCCACCGAGAGAGAAAUGGCGACCGUAGGCAGCCCCGUGAGCCACACGAUGGGGGGAGUUCAUCAGCUGACAGAACAUCGUCCCAUCAUCCAUAUGACUCCAGAGAAACUCACCAUCAACCCAAACAUACGCAGGGUGUGCCACAUGUUGAAUAUAACAACUCCAAAUGCACACACAUGUGCUCCAGGAGAGGUAUUGUUCUGAUCUGUUCUGUGCUGACCAACGGUUUGGUCCUGAUCUGCGUGGUGGCUGCUCAGAUGGUGAUGUCAGGCUUGUCUUCCAUGGGAGGUCUGGGCAGCAUCAACAUCAACACCAACUUUAACCUGCAAGGCACUGAGCUGCAGAAGGUGCGAGAACUGGACAUGCAGUACAGCCAGAUGAGAGCACCGGGAAUCUACGGCGGCAUUGCCUUCAGCCUGACAAUGGGCGUGGUCUCGCUUCUGUUUGUGGUAGCAGGCAACAAGCCCCCCCACCAUAUGUCCCAUAAGCUUCUUUAUGGAGCACUGGUGUUUCAGGCAGUGGGAGCCGUGGCCUAUGUGGUGGCUGUUGGCCUCUAUCUGCAUUUUGUCAUCAGGGUCAAUGCCACUGAUGUGUGCCAGCAGCGCGAGCGGCUGUAUGCACGAAACGGGUACACUUGGAUGAACUGUGACGUCAGUGGCGCAGAUGCAGCUGUGGCGUUAUUUGGACUCAUUACGGCAAUCCUGUAUACUGCCGGAACAGUUCUCACCAUCCAAACUAUCCGUAGGGUGAAGCGCUAUUUGCAAGAGCGUAAACAACGUGAGGUGAACAGAGACCAGCUGAGAUCCCACCCUCAAAGGGCCCCACUGAGGGCUGAAACCACAUCUGUAUGAAUGAGACAGGCAGCUUUGCCAGUUUCUCUAAAUAUAGUAAUGACCCGAAUAUAAGAUAUUAUUUUUUUUACAUCCAAAAAAGCCUCAAAGUCGUCUCGUUUUUGGGGUCUAGAGAUUUAUAUAAGAGGAACUGCGUCAGAAGUGCAUCUCUGUUCUCGUCUUUCCCCUCUGUGUAUGGCAGAGUGCUCCACAAACUUUUAAAAGUUUAUUUUAGAAGCGUUUCAUGACAUCUGAGCGAGUAGAAAUAGAAGAAUAUAAAAUCUUCAACCAAGCGUACAGCAUUUUGGUUUGGAAUUUUUGCCACAAGCUACUUGAUUAUGUCCAUUUCUAUAUAUUUAUGCCAUACAUACGUUUUUACUGCAAAAAAUAGCAGUGUGGACACUAAACUACUAACUUUUGUUACCGCACUACAAGCAUGAGCGCCAUCUUAAAAGCUUGGGAAGUGAGCAAAACGCCAAUUUUAAGAUAAUGGUGAGUAGUGAUGCAGUCAUCCAACAGCUGUCAAAAGUCAAUCUACUAAUUGUUAUUUCACUAAUACUGAAAACAUGAUUUUGAAAACAGAAAUCGUGGUUUGUCUUAUAUUUGGGUCAGUAUGGUGUACUGUAUAUCUUUUCAUGGCCAUCUUUAUUAAAGACAUUAGUCAACAUGAAGCAGUUAUCUGAAAAUGUACAUGUUUUAUAUUUCGUAUUAAAAGAGCUUUCUUGUGCAUUGAGAAAUAUGCAACAGUUGUGAGAACAUUCACUGGGCCGGUUCGAUCAGUAGGAUCCUCUUCACGCAACCACUAUAGCACCACUCAAUACUGCGAUAACACAAACAUGGAAUAACAGCCUUCAGAAAUAAAUCUGUUCUCUCAGAGAAUAUUAGCAUGCAUCAGUGACUAGGUCACUUUAAGAGUUUCAAACUCAUUGGAGUUAGUUAAACAGUUUACCAAUCAGACCCUCCAGGAUUUCACAAUGUUGCGAUCACACCAAAUCUUGCAAAUUCACAGAAAAUAUGCACCUCACAACUUUGUCCAACCACUACAACUUUCCCACACAUUUUGGACAAUCGUCAUUUUCGAAUUUGUCCCCGUGUAAUGCUCAAACACGCACAUCAACUGUCUAAUUAAUCCAAUGUGGCCCUGCGUCGCCCACCCAUGUCCUACUUCCUUGUUCACACGCAACAAAAAUCAGCAUUUUAGUUAAGCAUAGCGACAGACCAGACAGUGGACAAUAAGGGAGCCUUUGAUGGUGUUUUGCAUACUAUGCAUACAUUUGUGUGAAGUGGUCAUGUGUGUGUAAAAAUUGUAGAUAAGCACACUAAGCCUAAAUUUAGAAAAUGAGGGCGACCCCUGCUAUCUGUUUUCUUUUUUUGUUUUUCCAAGAUACUCAAAUUGAGACACUCAUAAAAAUGUUUUACCUUUGACACACCGCUCCCCUCAGUUUUUCCUCAGUUUUCAGAUCAACAUUUACAAUAAGCAUGACUAUUGUAAUUAUUCUCCUGAACCUCUCGUAAAUAUGAAUCACAUCAGCACUAAGAUGAUAAUGUAAGAUGAUGCAUCAACAAAUGCAAUCUGAGUCAAUGUAGAAGUUAUAUAUAAGUUUCACUUUAGCAUCUCGCAGCAACUAUGGUACCUCCAAUGACUACUGAAAUGUCAAUGCUUGACAUAGAGAUAUAAACAUGUAAAAAAAAAUAUUGUGGGCUUUAACAGUGGUACAUGCGUGCAGUACAUUUUACCCGUAUUAUCGUUAUUUAUAAAUUAAGUGUUGACUCGGGGUGAAUGAGAUGUUUGUGUAAAAACAGCCUAUUUUCAGGGAAAAAAAUUAUUGACCAAAAAUCCGCCAGUGCUGAAUCGCGAGUAUGUAUGGAUCCACUGUAUAUUGAAAAUGGCCGCUGGCAUAUGUGCAUGUACUGUACAUUAUCUUUUACUAAAGCUUGGAUAUACUUUGCUGUAGUCAGUGUACAGCUUGUAUGAAGUGUCAACGUAGUAUGAAGUUCCUUUAGUAUGUUGCUUGAGAGUAUUUACAUUGUAUAGUUAUCUUCAGCAUGAAUGAUUUUUAACUGUGAAAGUUUUCUUAUAUGAAGGCUACCAUUGUUAGUCUUUCCUUACACAAAUACAGGUGUACUUUACUGAAUAAAACGUAUUUUGCAACAUUUUUGUGUGCCAUGUCAGUAAGAUGUAUUUCCUCAGUCU
Molecule: messenger RNA, 3320 nt
Organism: Doryrhamphus excisus (bluestripe pipefish)
Lineage: Eukaryota; Metazoa; Chordata; Actinopteri; Syngnathiformes; Syngnathidae
Product: MARVEL domain-containing protein 3
Cellular component (GO): membrane
Source: RefSeq, a predicted model, not a curated record